AUGAAAGGCACCGAAGAAGAACUCCCUGACUACAACGAAAGUGAUGCUGAACAAGAGGAAGCCAAAGGACCCAAAACUCGAGUGAAAAAGAGUGGGUUUUCAGGCAUCCAUUCAGCUGGCUUUUCAGAGUUCCUCCUCAAAGAAGAACUUAUCAACGCCAUUCACGAAUGCGGCUUUGAACACCCUAGUGAAGUUCAGCAAGAAGCCCUACCACAAGCUAUGAACGGCUGCGACAUUAUUUGCCAAGCCAAAAGUGGGAUGGGAAAGACCGCGGUCUUUGUGUUGGCGGUCCUACAUCAGCUGGAAACCCCUGUAGAGCCGGUCAGUGUGUUGGUACUUGCACAUGUGCGUGAACUUGCUUUUCAGAUUAAGCGCGAGUUUGACAGGUUUUCUAUUUCCCCUCCAGGAAUUUUUGAGUUUUUUUUAAAGAUCUUGUAUUUAAAUUUCUAUAUAUUUAAAAAAAUAUCCAAUUAAAAAUGUAAUUUAUUUAUUAUUUUAGAAUCUAAAAAAAAUUUUUAGAGAUUUUAUUAUAUUUAUAAUAAUAGUUUUUUGCUCGUUAAUAAGGGGGAUCUUUUCCUCAAAAAAUCAUUUAAAUGGCUUUGCUCAAUCAUGAAGGGGGAGUAAGAGACUUGAUGGUGUCAGAACUGAAGUCUUCUAUGGAGGUGUUCCACUGAGUGAGCAAGUUGCAGCUUUAAAAAACCCACCUGCCAUUAUUGUCGGCACUCCAGGGCGUAUUUUAGCUCUUGCACGCAAGGGGACUUUGAAAUUAGACAAAAUUAGGUAUAUCUUUUCUAUAUAAAUAAACCCAGAUAACAGCCAAUUCCCCAAUUCAUAUAUCUAUGCUAUAUAUUUUUUUCCUAUAAAUAUAACAUUUUUUACAUUAAAUAAUCAAAUUCCCAAUAUACCUGAAAUUUAUUAUUUCAUUAUGGACGAGUGUGACAAAAUGCUAGAAAAGCUUGACAUGAGAAGCGACGUCCAGCACAUCUUCCGCAUGACUCCUCACGAAAAACAAGUCAUGAUGUUUAGCGCCACAAUGAACAAAGAAAUCCGCAACGUUUUCAGAAAAUUCGCCCAAAACCAAGUCGAAAUUUUCAUUGACGACGAGACCAAGCUGACUUUACAUGGCUUACAGCAGUAUUAUGUCAGACUCAGCGAAAACGAGAAAAACAGAAGGCUCAUUGACUUGUUAGACGCACUUCAGUUCAACCAGGUCGUCAUUUUUGUGAAAAGUGUCAGCAGAGCUAUUGAGCUUAACAAGAUUUUGGUAGAAUCCAGCUUCCCAAGUACAGCUAUACAUGCAGGACUGAAUCAAGAAGAAAGGUGAGUUUCUAUUCUAUUUUUUAUGAAUAUUUUAUUAAAAAAACAAUAUUUUUUAUAGUUAUUUAAAUUUAUAUAGAAAAAUAUAGCUAGAAUCAACCGUUUCAAGGCAUUUAAAGACUUCAACAAGAGAGUUAUGGUGGCUACAGACGUCUUUGGAAGAGGAAUUGAUAUAGAAAGAGUCAACAUUGUGGUCAACUAUGACAUGCCGCAGAGAGAAGAAAAGACUGAUGCCAGAGAAAACAAUGCGUCGAAUACUUAUUUGCAUAGAGUAAAUGUUAUUGUAGGUCGGUAGAGCCGGCAGAUUUGGUACUAAAGGAUUGGCGAUAUCCUUUAUUUCAAGCGAUGAAGACACUCAAGUGCUAAACGAGAUACAAGAGAGAUUCGAGAUUGCAAUUAACGAGCUCCCAGCAACAAUCAACAUUUCUAGCUACAGUAUUUUUAACUUCAGUGAACACUUAA
Molecule: messenger RNA, 1779 nt
Organism: Blepharisma stoltei
Lineage: Eukaryota; Ciliophora; Heterotrichea; Heterotrichida; Blepharismidae
Source: the annotation of a GenBank genome assembly